Messenger RNA from Papaver somniferum (opium poppy), 1942 nucleotides. RefSeq names its product AMSH-like ubiquitin thioesterase 3. Gene Ontology annotation, cellular component: endosome; membrane. Gene Ontology annotation, biological process: protein K48-linked deubiquitination; protein K63-linked deubiquitination. The record is from RefSeq and is a predicted model, not a curated record. The coding region runs from base 1 to 1740 and encodes 579 amino acids. Lineage: Eukaryota; Viridiplantae; Streptophyta; Magnoliopsida; Ranunculales; Papaveraceae. Gene Ontology annotation, molecular function: protein binding; K63-linked deubiquitinase activity; metal-dependent deubiquitinase activity. The transcript is spliced from 13 exons.
AUGAAUUCUUCUGAAGCUUCAUGGUGGAAAGAGUCCACGAUUAGUGAAAUGGAUUCCAUCAAAGAAAAUGAUACGUGGGAGCUGUCAGAUUUACCUCCAGGGUGUAAAACCAUAGGAUGUAAAUGGGUUUUCAGGAGGAAACGUAAAAUAGAUGGAACUUUUGAAAAAUACAAGGCUAGGUUAGUAGCUAAAGUCUAUAAACAAAAGGAAGGUGUAGAUUUCUUUGACGCCUACUCAGCUGUUACGAGAAUUACUUCUAUUAGGAUGUUGAUUGUUAUAGCUGCAGUUCAUAAACUAGAGAUACAUCAAAUGGAUAUAAUCCCAAGAAGUCAGGCUCCUCAUCAAAUAUUUCUCUCUUUUCUUCUUCAUUGUUCUAGUUUAACCCUAACAAUUUUUUAUCUUUUUUAUCAUCAGCGCAAAUUUAAAAGCCAAGACGGAAAUAUCGAUGUUCCACUUCGUGAUUACUAUCGAACCGCUGGUUCUCUCCUUAAACAGGCAAAUGGCUCUAGGGAGGAGGGGAACAUUAUUGAUUUGUAUAUUACACUUAAUAGGUUUUCAAGUUUGGUGGAGGAAACUAUUCCAUGCCAACCAGAUUACCUUGACACACUUGCAAAGAAAAGAUCUGUUUAUAGGAAAAAACUUUCAGCUGUGAUGUCUGAGCUUCGAUCUAUCAAGCCGGAUGUUUAUCGUCGAGUGACAGAAUUGAAUAAAGCGUAUUAUCAUUCACAAUCUGCUGAUUCGACUAACCAGAAAAUUACGUCUGACCUGGAGACUAGUCAGCUGUACCCAACUGGCAGAAGCGCAUCUCAGGCCUCAUCAAGGCACAACAACCUUUUCUCAAGGCACAACAACAGUUUUCAGACUGUUUCAUCAAACAACAUGCACAUUGGGAUGCAGUUUCCAAAGAUGUAUGUAUCCUGUUUUACUUUACAUCAAGACAUGUUUCCCACAAUUUUUAGUACAACAUUUGUGUAUGCCAAUAAUAGAUUUUCUGAACAUUUCUCAUACUCUCAUUUAACUCUGAAAUUUCAUGAGUUCUUUAGCAUGUUUUAUGUGGUUCUUCUCGCCAAUCUGCCAGUGAUAACAUUGUUAAAGUUGGGCCAAGUGCUUUUCUUACUGAUGGUUUUAUCUCCGGAUCAUUCAGCCUACCUCCUCCAAAAGAGGAAACAUUGUCCAGGUGUCCAAUUUUUGGCCCAAAUGGAGUUGAUAAAUCUACAAUGGACAAGGUUCUUCCAUUGGAUGAUGGUAGAUGGUCAAGAUCUGCAGAGGGAUCAUGUUCUAGUGCCUGCAAAUAUGAUGGAAGGUUUCUUGAGGUUGGCCCAAGAAAAUACAAAGAAAAAUUUAGAAACAUGUGGAGUUCUUGCUGGUAAAAUGGAAAACAAAGUAUUCCAUAUUACCACACUGAUAAUUCCAAAGCAGGAGGCAACUUCAGACUCCUGCUCGGCGAUGAACGAAGAAGAAUUAUUUGAGUUUCAAGAUAAGCUCUCCAUUUUCCCCCUUGGGUGGAUUCAUAUAAUGUUACCUGAAGCUAUUGCGAUUGUCAUGGCCCCUUCAGAUACUUACAGACAGCAUGGGAUAUUCCAUUUAUCUGAUCCUGGCGGUGUCUCCUUGAUUCGUCAUUGUCAACAACGUGGCUUUCAUGCACAUGAGGAGCCUUCUGACGGUAGUCCUAUUUAUGAGCAUUGUUCACAUGUUUACAUGAAUCCUAAAUUGAAGUUCGAGAUUGUGGAUCUUCGCUGAGGUCAAAGCUUAGUUUCUAGUAAUAACAACAGUAAAUAUUAAAUGUUUGUUCCUGACAAACUUACAUAGAAAGUGUGAAGUUAAGACACCCUUGACACUGGAAUCAUGGUUCCAUUUGGAAACUUCGUUAUCAACUCUGUAUACACAUUCCACACUGAACUGAAAAAAUAUAUAAAACAGUGAACUGAUUUUUAUACCUACA